Messenger RNA from Stomoxys calcitrans (stable fly), 1631 nucleotides. RefSeq lists its product as uncharacterized. Gene Ontology annotation, cellular component: extracellular region. Bases 1 to 1290 code for a protein of 429 amino acids. The record is from RefSeq and is a predicted model, not a curated record. The transcript has 3 exons. Gene Ontology annotation, molecular function: chitin binding. NCBI's taxonomy places the organism in Eukaryota, Metazoa, Arthropoda, Insecta, Diptera, Muscidae.
AUGCAGCCCACUGGUGAGCAUAAGAUGAAGAAGCUUUUGCGCCAGAGGAACAUGCAAAAGCAUCCAGGUAUCCUACUGUACAGUCCCAUGUGUUGGGCUCAAAGUGGUUACCAAUAUGGACGUAAUGAUCUAACAUCUGGUGUACCCGCAACUGUGGCCUCACCACUAAGGCCUUUGACUGGAGGAUUUCCAGCCGCCUCGACUGCAGCAGGUGCCUUUCCCACUGCACCAACCGCAUUUGGCCCGGGAACAACUAUACCCACUGGACCCUUUGGAGGUUUUGGUGGUUCAGGUCAAAAUCAAAGACCCAUAGGCGGCUUGUCACCUACUGGGGUCACAGCUUUCGGAGGGGCCGCCAGCAAUCUGCCAAAACGUCCCAAUAUUGCCCAAAGACCCAGCUCAACAGGAACAUCAGGCACCGGCGGUAUUUAUGGCCAAACACAAUUUGGUAAUACCGCCUCAGGCAGAGGUGGCAGUGGUACUGGGGCAAGUGGCUUAGAUGCCGAUUAUGAGGGAGAUUAUUCAGCUAUACCUGGAGUGCCUGGAGUGGACUAUCCUGUUUAUGGCCAAGUGCCAAGAACUAAUUUCGAUUGUGCCCAACAACCUUUGCCGGGCUAUUACUCGGACAUUGAAGCCCAAUGUCAGGUUUUUCAUAUUUGCGCCUUGAAUCGCACCUACUCCUUCCUUUGUCCCAAUGGCACCAUAUUCAGUCAGGAAGUGCUGGUAUGUGUUUGGUGGAAUCAAUACGAUUGUGCCUCGGCCCCUAGCCUGUAUGCCAAUAAUGCCUUCAUUUAUGAUUAUGGCAAUGAUAGAAUUCCCACAAAUGCUGGCUAUCAACAGUCCGCGAAUCAAGGGCAAAUAGGAAGAGGCCAAUCGGGCUUAUUGGCAGCAAAUGCUGGCAGGCCAAGUAGCCAGAGUUCCAGCAAUAUAUUCAAUCAACAACGUCUACAACCCUCGGUGACUGGAGGUGGUGGGGUGAAUGUUCAACCUUCAGCCAUAGGGGCGGUACAGCCAACAGGCGGUUUUAAUGCUGGCUCCACCAGUGCAGGUCGCUUUAAUCCUGCUGCCAGCAAUACAGGAGGACAAACAUUUCCUGCCACCCCCACGCCCUUUGGCUCCGUCCUACGUUCGGGGGCAGCAGGAGGAGUCGUUGCAAAUCCCGCCUCCGCCGGUGGAGGAGGAGGUAACUUCAAUGCCAACGUUGGAGAAACUGCGUUUGGAAAUGCUGCGAUUGCUAAUCCAACAACUAAAAAUAGAGAAUAUUUGCCACCUCCCUCUCGCCGACAAUAGGCUGUUGGAGUAGCAGCAGAUCAUGGAGGAGAAGACGUAGGCGUAGACCAUGUAGAGUUGAUAUUCCCCGACCCAUCCGACACGAUAACGAUUUUAGGCUUUUGUACCCGGUUUAAAUGUUCCUCAUCCGGAAACAUGUGAAAACGAAACUCGAAAGUUCUACUCCAAAGCGAAAACUCCCCGAUUUAGGGGUAAACUUUCGCCUAGGCUAAAAAAAAAAUUCUAGCUUAGUAAAAUAUAUAUACGUAUAUACUUUUUUCGAUUUAUUUUUUUUUUUUUAAUUAUUAGUUAGCUAUAAUAACAACCAUCAGCUUCAUUCCAAAAUUUCUUCUCUUGGGCAU